Molecule: messenger RNA, 801 nt
Organism: Andrographis paniculata
Lineage: Eukaryota; Viridiplantae; Streptophyta; Magnoliopsida; Lamiales; Acanthaceae
Exons: 2
Coding region: 1-801 (266 amino acids)
Molecular function (GO): nucleic acid binding; RNA-DNA hybrid ribonuclease activity
Source: RefSeq, a predicted model, not a curated record
AUGCCCAUUUCCGACAUGCUCGUGGAUUGUACGGUUGGAUACGAGAUUUUUUCCUUUAUGGACGGCUACUCUGGCUACAAUCAAAUAUAUUUGGCCAAGGAAGAUGCCCAUAAAAUAGCUUUCCGCUGCCCUGGAGCAAUCGGAAUCUUCGAGUGGAUAGUAAUGCCCUUCGGCCUCAAGAAUGCCGGAGCAACCUACCAGAGGGUGAUGAAUGCAAUUUUUCACGACUUGAUCGGUGCUUGUAUGGAGGUAUACAUUGAUGGCGUGGUCGUGAAGUCCCAAGCAUUCAAUCACCACCUACUGGACCUUCGGAAUGCCUUUAUAAGGAUGAGGCAGCAUGACCUCAAGAUAAACCCGGCAAACACCACGGGAGCAGCCGGAGCAGGCGUAGUAAUCUCCAGUUCAAAAGGAGAAGUAGGGCGUUUCUCUCACCAGCUUUCGCAAGGUGUCACAAAUAAUCAAGCCGAAUAUGAGGCGUUACUAUUGGCAUUGCGAUUUUUGGUUGCAAGGGAUGUCAAGAAGGUCGUUAUUCAAGGGGAUUCUCAACUGGUUAUCCAACAAGCCCUCAAAGAAUUCAAGUUGAAGGAGCCACAGCUUCAGGACCUGCUUCAAGAGACCCAUGACCUUCUUCGGCAGCUCAUAGAUGUGACAUUAGAAGACAUACCUCGGGAAGCGAAUGUAGAAGCACACAAUUUGGCGCAGUGGGCCUCCGGAUUUAAAAAAGAGAAAUAUUGCAAAGGUUCGAAUGUUUGCAGGCUACCCAAGGCGCAGAUUGGCGAACCCUACUGCUGGAAGGUCUAA